AGCUGAAAACAUACGAUCCAAGAACGUUCAAAAAGCACCAAGUCAACAUGCGUAUUCUGCUCGUCCUCUCCAUUGUGCUGGCCGUGAUCCUCGGCUGCCACGCCUACAGUGCCACCUGGGGGCGUAGGAACAGCAACGACUACCUCCUAUCCCGCACCACUGAGGCCCGCAAUCCGGUGAAGAACAACUACUGGAACUUGAACGUCAACUAUCCCAACGGAUUCUACAACAUCUCGGCCGUGGUCGUCUACGACAACUUCAAGAACAACUCUGGGGCAAGUCCGAGUCUUUAUUCCGGCGGACCGGGAUACCGCUACGCCACCGUUAACCUCCGCAGCGCGGUCAACAAGGGUCUCAACUCCACCGUCGAGAUCUGGGGACGCUAAGUGACCCAUCGAAUCUAUCAGAAUACAACCGAAUAAAGCCCAAUGGAAAAUUAAUUAAAAUCGCAAAA
This is a messenger RNA of Drosophila rhopaloa, 454 nucleotides long. RefSeq lists its product as uncharacterized. The coding region runs from base 48 to 386 and encodes 112 amino acids. NCBI's taxonomy places the organism in Eukaryota, Metazoa, Arthropoda, Insecta, Diptera, Drosophilidae. The record is from RefSeq and is a predicted model, not a curated record. The transcript has a single exon.